UGUUACUAUAGAGACUUGUGCAUGUCAAAACAGACAUUUAUUUUUAAUUGCUGCGGCACAGUCCUUUUAGUUGUUUUUUUAUUUUAAUACGGUUCUUUGUGUUACAUUUUUUAUCUUUCAAAAAUGUAUAGUUUACCCACUCAUAUGGGCGAUUGGUGGGAACAAAUGUCUACUAACGAUUUUAACAAGAAAAAAACAAUAAUAGAGAAGAAAUUGAGAUUAUUGAGUAGUCAGAGUUUGGAUUUAAUCAGGAAGAAAUUAUACACACCCGCCUCGAAAAUUCACGGAAAAGGCUACGUGGUGUAUGGUGACCCGUACCAAUUUGUUAAUGUGGAUUUUGGGAAGUCUAGUUUGGGUAAAAGUGAUCAAUUCCAUUUAAGUUUGGCUGGAACGUUGAACGAGAACGAAGUGAGACACAGUACCACGCUUUCUCACGACAGUCAAAUCUUGGCGACUCCCACAAUCACUCCGGUAAUGCGCAACACUUUCGUCUUGGAAAGUGCCAACAAGUGUUGGCCGUACAAGGGAAAUGCGGUUUACGAAGAGUGCAUCUACAUCAAAAUGCUCGAUUCCGCUGAACCUUUGUAUUUAUCGUUCUACACCACUUUUCUGACGCUCGGCCAGUUCAAUCCCGUAAGACUAAGCGCCACGCGUGACGAGCAUUGCAUGUUUAAAUUAGUUUUUUGGGAACCCAAGACUAGAUACGCAAAAUUUCGGACUAUCGAGUUGAACACUAGAGUACUCAUUAAACAUAUCUUGACUGGCAAAAAUUUGAUGGUGUCGCGGUCGAGUGUACCAACGAUAUUCGGUCGAGAGUAUGAGGUCACGUGUGACAUUUUAAGGGAUUCCCAUAAAAUGGAAACAGCCGAGAGCUUCUGGAUGAUUGUAUAAAAAUGAAAAUGAUUUAACCGUUGUGGUAGUUUAAGCUAUUAGAUUGGUUAAGUAUACAAAUAAUUGAGAUGGAUUUAAAAAAAGAAAUCUGCAAAAUUGAUUCAUUAAUGGACAGAUGUCGCCACAAAGUUAAAUUCGCACAGAAAUUAUCGAGGUUGGGUCAAACUUGGACAGAUGUCGCUACAAAAUUAAAAUUGAAUCAAUGCAAU
Aethina tumida (small hive beetle) is the source of this 1100-nucleotide messenger RNA. RefSeq names its product cilia- and flagella-associated protein 161-like. Gene Ontology annotation, biological process: cilium assembly. Gene Ontology annotation, cellular component: motile cilium. The coding region runs from base 124 to 891 and encodes 255 amino acids. The transcript is spliced from 2 exons. The record is from RefSeq and is a predicted model, not a curated record. NCBI's taxonomy places the organism in Eukaryota, Metazoa, Arthropoda, Insecta, Coleoptera, Nitidulidae.